This is a messenger RNA of Candidozyma duobushaemuli, 2481 nucleotides long. It is a transcript of the gene DNM1, whose product is annotated as dynamin-related GTPase. Bases 1 to 2481 code for a protein of 826 amino acids. Gene Ontology annotation, biological process: peroxisome fission; mitochondrial fission. The record is from RefSeq and is a predicted model, not a curated record. The transcript has a single exon. Gene Ontology annotation, cellular component: peroxisome; mitochondrion; cytoplasm. Gene Ontology annotation, molecular function: GTPase activity; microtubule binding; GTP binding. NCBI's taxonomy places the organism in Eukaryota, Fungi, Ascomycota, Pichiomycetes, Serinales, Metschnikowiaceae.
AUGUCGCUCCAGGAUCUCAUCCCGGUGGUCAAUAAACUCCAGGAUAUCGUCACGUCCACACAGUUGGCCGACAUCGAUCUUCCUGUUUUGGCCGUGGUCGGCUCCCAAUCAUGCGGUAAGCUGUCUGUGUUGGAGAACAUCGUGGGCAAGGAUUUUCUUCCUAGAGGCACGGGAAUCGUGACCAGACGGCCGUUGGUUUUGCAGUUGAUCCACGUGAACAAGGACGAUCCGGCGGUUUUGGAGUAUCAGCCCCUGGACGUGCCUGCCACCUCGUCGGAGGUGAGUUUGGAGGAACACUUGAGACGCUCCAACGGGAGCACCAGAUCCCACAGCAACGAGCCUCCUUCCGAGUGGGGCGAGUUUCUCCACAUCCCCAACAAGCGCUUCUACGAUUUCAACGACAUCCGCAAGGAGAUCGAGUCCGAGACGUUGCGGAUCGCCGGCCAAAACAAGGGCAUCUCCCGCUUGCCCAUAAACCUCAAAGUCUACUCCCACAAGGUGCUCAACUUGACGUUGGUGGACUUGCCGGGCCUUACGAAGAUCCCUAUCGGCGAUCAGCCCACCGACAUCGAGAGACAGACCCGCUCGUUGAUCUUGGAAUACAUCCAGAAACCCAACUCCAUCAUUUUGGCUGUUUCGCCCGCCAACGUCGACUUGGUCAACUCGGAGUCGCUCAAGUUGGCUCGCCAGGUCGACCCUACGGGUAAGCGUACCGUGGGCGUGUUGUCCAAGCUUGAUUUGAUGGACCAGGGCACAAACGCCUUGGACAUCUUGAAGGGCAACGUUUACCCGCUCAAGCUCGGGUUUAUUGGUGUGGUGAACCGUUCUCAGCAAGAUAUCCAGGACAACAAGCUGCUCGACGAUUCGUUGCAGUCAGAACAGCAAUUCUUCGCUAACCACCCGGCCUACCGCUCGUUCGCUAGCAAGUGCGGUACCCGCUACCUCUCAUUGACCUUGAACAAGAUCUUGAUGAACCACAUUCGCGAUCGUCUUCCCGACAUCAAGGCCAAAUUGAACACUUUGAUGGGUCAAACAGAGCAGGAGUUGGCUUCGUACGGCGACUACCCCUCCUUGGUCGACUCCAAGGAAGGCCGUGCAGCUUUGCUCCUCAACUUGAUGACAAAGUUCGCCAACAGCGUGGUCAACUCGGUCGAGGGAACCUCAUUUGAUGAUGUUUCCAUCAAGGAGUUGUGUGGUGGUGCUCGUAUUUAUUACAUCUACAACGAGGUGUUUGGCUCCUCCUUGGCGGCCAUCAACCCCACGCAAAACUUGUCGGUCAAGGACAUCCGCACGGCCAUUCGCAACUCGCUGGGCCCUCGUCCAUCGUUGUUCGUCCCAGAGUUGGCGUUUGACUUGCUCGUUAAACCUCAAAUAAAGCUUUUAGAAGAACCCUCCCGCAGAUGUGUGGAGCUCGUCUACGAGGAAUUGAUGAAAAUCGUGCACCUGAUAUGCAAUGCCGGAAGCAAUCUUGAUAUGACCAGAUACCCCAAGUUACAGGCUAAGCUCAUGGAGACCGUCAGCGACUUGUUGCGCGAGAGAUUGGGCCCUACCAUCAAGUACGUGGAGUCCAUGAUCGAAAUUCAGCAGGCCUACAUCAACACCAACCACCCCAACUUUGUUGGUGCUGCCAAAGCUAUGGCCACCGUGGUCGAGGAGAGACGCAGACAACGUGAGACGGAGCUGCAAUCACGCAUGAGGAUCGCCACCCUGAAGAUCUUGAGCAAGCACAAGGAGACGGAAGAUUCCGAUGAUACCGAGACGGAGCUUCCUAACGGCCACUUAGACUCGAAGGACAUUGACAUUGACCAGGUGGACGACGAAAUAAAACCACCAGUUGUCCACAAGCACAAGAGAAGCGACUCUACAAGAACACUGCACACUCAUAAGUCGGACCUCGCCAGCCACGGUCACGAGUCGUACUUCAACUACUUCUUCGGUAAGGACCCCAUCAUGCAUCAACAGCACUUGCAAGCGCAAGCUCAAUUGAACCCUACUCCGUUCAAGUUCCCACUGCCACAGGAACCAACUUUGCAGUUCAACAAUAACUUCAUCAAUAACGGCGGUAACGUCCACGCCGAUGUGAAGAGCCUCAGUCUAGAGGACCGUGCUCCUUCUCAGAGCCCAGUCUCGGAGCAAGAGAACGGACAUGUGCCACACCUUGAGCAUGGAGAGGAGUCCAGUCUCAAUGAGCUCAAUGAGCGUGAGCAGCUAGAAUGCGAGUUGAUCAGACGGUUGAUUGUGUCGUACUUUGGCAUUGUGCGUGAGAUUGUCCAGGACCAGGUGCCCAAGUCGAUCAUGUGUCUUCUUGUCAACUACAUUAAGACACACAUCCAGAACAGGCUUGUGGUGAAGUUGUACAACGAGAAGUACUUUGACGAAUUGCUCCAGGAGGAUGAGCUGAUCCAGAUGGAGAGGGAGAAGUGUAUCAACUUGUUGAAGACCUACAGAGAGGCAUCGAAGGUGAUCAGCGAUGUUGUGUAA